Diabrotica virgifera virgifera (western corn rootworm) is the source of this 1057-nucleotide messenger RNA. Its product is annotated as nucleoplasmin-like protein. Gene Ontology annotation, cellular component: nucleolus; cytoplasm; nucleoplasm. The transcript is spliced from 5 exons. NCBI's taxonomy places the organism in Eukaryota, Metazoa, Arthropoda, Insecta, Coleoptera, Chrysomelidae. The record is from RefSeq and is a predicted model, not a curated record. Gene Ontology annotation, molecular function: histone binding; RNA binding; chromatin binding. Bases 147 to 605 code for a protein of 152 amino acids. Gene Ontology annotation, biological process: chromatin remodeling.
GAGUCUGAAUCAGCGCCCUCUGGCCGGCUUCUCUUUCUACCGCCAUUACAAACUGAACUCAACAACCUCUUUUCAUCUUCGACCCGUUUGCCGGCGUUAGCUUGUAAAACAUUUCUGUUAAAAUCACGAACCAUCCGUUAAAAGAAAUGGCAGAUGAAUAUUUUUUUGCUUUAACCCUCAAAGGUAAAAACAGUGAAAUCUGGGAUCCAGAAGCGAAGGGAGCAGAGGAUUACCAAGGGGGACACAAAUUGAUCAUUAAACAAGCUUUGUUGGGACCCGAAGCCCAAGAAGGUGAAGUAAAUGUUGUACAAGUAGAAGCUAUGACGUGGAAAGACUCAGUUAAAAUCCCAAUUGCCACACUAAAAGCCGGAGGCCCAAAUAACCAAGUAUUGUUAGAUCUGUCAUUCCCAGACCCACCAGUCACAUUUUCACUUAUACAAGGUAAUGGACCAGUUCACAUUGUAGGCCAUCAUUUAAUUGGUAGUCCGAUGGAAGAAUUCGAUGAAAUGGAUGAAUUAGAAGAGGAAAUGUUGGAUGAUGAAGAAGGGGAAGAAGGAGCCGCGAACAUAAAAAAACGGAAAUCGAAUGGAAAAGUAAAGGUGUGACUUGAGCCCCAAUCCCUCUAGAACCAAUAUUUUUUUAUAUUUCAGGAGGAAGAUGAGGAUGAAGAUGAACCCAAAGCCAAAAAAGCAAAAUCAGCGACUAACGCCAAGGGCAAAACUCCCGUAAAAAACAAUUCAAAGGCUGCAAAGAAAUAAACAAGUUCAUCUAAUCCCCAAACCACCUCCUUUGUAAUGUUAAGUUAGUUUUUUAAUGUAUCUCGGGAGUUGUUAUACAUCCAUUAACAGAUCAACCGUAACAAUUUCUCUUAAAUAUAAGUAUAAUAUUUUAUGUUUCUUGACGUCAUAAGAUUUUGUGAAAGUUUCUUUUAUUCCAGGUGUAACUCUUAGUUUUAAUGUGAUCAAUAUUUUUAAGCUGGAAACGUAUUUAUUUCCUUUGAAAUCAUCCAAUUUUGUUGUAAAUAUGCAGCCCUCAUUAAACCAUUUUUUGUAGUAAA